Messenger RNA from Solanum lycopersicum (tomato), 1267 nucleotides. RefSeq names its product spermidine synthase (gene SPDSY). NCBI's taxonomy places the organism in Eukaryota, Viridiplantae, Streptophyta, Magnoliopsida, Solanales, Solanaceae. Gene Ontology annotation, biological process: polyamine metabolic process. Gene Ontology annotation, molecular function: catalytic activity. The record is from RefSeq and is marked validated.
CUCAGAUUUGCGGUAACAAUUGUAGGUAUCCACCUGAGUUAAAGGGUUAAUUCAAGACCCUGUUUUGUAUUGUGGCCUAUAAAUAGACAAGGUUUAGUUAUGGCAGAUGAGUGUGCUGCUUUUAUGAAGGGAACUGAAUUGCCAGUGAAGAGGCCAAGAGAGGAAGAAGCAGAAACAGAGAUGGAGGCAGCCAAUAACAGCAACAAUGGUUGUGAGAAAGAGGAGUCAUCUCCUUAUAUCUCUUCUGUUUUACCUGGAUGGUUCUCUGAGAUUAGCCCCCUUUGGCCUGGGGAAGCACACUCAUUGAAGGUUGAGAAGAUAUUGUUUCAGGGGAAGUCUGAUUACCAGAAUGUCUUGGUUUUUCAGUCAUCAACUUAUGGGAAGGUGCUUGUUUUGGAUGGUGUGAUCCAACUUACAGAGAGGGAUGAAUGUGCUUAUCAAGAGAUGAUCACUCAUCUUCCUCUUUGUUCAAUUCCCAACCCUAAAAAGGUGCUGGUUAUUGGAGGAGGAGAUGGUGGUGUCCUGCGUGAGGUAUCCCGUCACUCUUCUGUCGAACAGAUCGACAUAUGUGAGAUUGACAAAAUGGUAGUUGAGGUUGCUAAACAAUUUUUCCCAGAUGUAGCUGUAGGAUAUGAGGAUCCACGUGUGAAUCUCCACAUUGGUGACGGAGUUGCAUUUUUGAAAAAUGUACCUGCCGGAACUUACGAUGCUGUCAUAGUGGAUUCAUCUGACCCUAUCGGUCCAGCGCAAGAGUUGUUUGAAAAGCCUUUCUUUGAAUCUAUAGCAAAGGCUCUUCGUCCUGGAGGGGUUGUAUCUACGCAGGCUGAGAGCAUAUGGCUUCACAUGCACAUCAUUGAAGAAAUUGUUGCUAAUUGCCGCCAGAUCUUCAAAGGCUCUGUCAACUAUGCAUGGACUACUGUUCCUACUUAUCCAAGUGGCAUGAUUGGUUUCAUGCUCUGCUCUACUGAGGGACCUGCAGUUGAUUUCAAGAACCCUAUUAACCCCAUCGACGAUGAAUCCCCUGCCAAGUCCAUUGAACCUUUGAAGUUUUACAACUCUGAGAUUCACCAAGCAUCAUUCUGUUUGCCAUCAUUCGCCAAGAGGGUGAUCGAAACCAAAGGAAAAUAAUUUCGAAGGAGUGCUGAGUUAGUUGUACUACGCCCUAUAGUUAUCGCAGUUCUUUUUUUUUUAUAAAUUAAAGACAAUGUUUUUAGGUUAUUUAAGCCAAAUGGGGUUGAAUGAUGGAUUAUAAUUUCAUCUUUGAUAU